This is a messenger RNA of Cyphellophora europaea CBS 101466, 1512 nucleotides long. RefSeq lists its product as uncharacterized. NCBI's taxonomy places the organism in Eukaryota, Fungi, Ascomycota, Eurotiomycetes, Chaetothyriales, Cyphellophoraceae. The transcript has 2 exons. The record is from RefSeq and is a predicted model, not a curated record. Gene Ontology annotation, molecular function: oxidoreductase activity. Bases 1 to 1512 code for a protein of 503 amino acids.
AUGGGCAUAACCCUCUACCUUGAUCCUUGUACAAUCAACUCUCGCAAGGUGUUAUCGGGUCUCGAUCUACUCGGAGUGCCCUACGAAAUCAAGAACGUCUCUUUCUUCAAGGGCGAACAAAAGAGCCCCGAAUUCACGAAGGUCAACCCGUGCCAAACCAUUCCUGCGCUUACCGAUGGCGACCUCGUCUUGACGGAAUCUAAUGCCAUCCUGGCUUAUGCCGCCGACCUUUCCAAAGACGAGUCUUUCUACCCGAAGGAUUUAAGAAAACGCGCUCAGGUCAACCGUUGGCUACUAUGGGAGGCUUCGAUUUGGUUCGCAACCAACUACGUAUACGUUAUCGAAAAUGUGGCCAAGCCAUGGAUCUUCAAGGCAGACCCAGAUUCCAAGGCACUGGGCGAUGAGGAGCCGAAAUGGAGAAAAGGUGCUGGCAUCCUGAACGACCAACUUGGCAAGAACAAGUUCCUUGUUGGGGAUACUCCCACGAUUGCCGAUAUUGCGGUCGCUGCUCCAUUGCACCUGUGGGGACCGUCAAAGGUGCCUAUCGAUGAGUACCCGAACCUGAAGCGGUGGAUCCAGGAUAUCGAGAAGAUCCCUGAGUGGAACAAGCGGCAGGCUGCUGUGGAUGACAAUCUAAUGCCCGGUCACAAAAGUGCCAGCGGCAUCAUCAAUGGUACAAACAACGGCACAAGCAAUGGAUCUGUUCGUGCAACAAUCAAUUACACCAAAGACCUCGGCGACAAGCUCACGGAGAUAUACUUCUACGAGGACGAGAAAGCUAAGGGCAUUCACGAGCCGGGUGAUGAUCCACACGAGAUGGCCUUCCAUGACGGUUGGCACCGUGUGCACGAGUUCUCUGAAGACAGGCACGGCUUCGCGGUCAAAGAUUUCAACGCCUCUUUCAACGGCGCUUGGGAGGAUGAGGAGGCCGUCAGAUCCAAGUUCUACCCGGAGAUCGUGGAGUUCCUCAAGCGAGAGACUGGUGCGAAGAAGGUCUUGGUGUUCGACCAUACCAUUCGCACCGCAGCGAACCAAGCCAAGAAGCUCACGCAGGAGACAAAUACCAGCCAGCGAGCCCCUGUCAUGUUGGUGCAUUGCGACUACACCGCCGAGAGCGGCCCGUUGCGUGUGCGGCAGCUGCUACCGGACGAGGCAGAGGAGCUGCUGAAGAGCCGCGUGGCGUUUAUCAACGUCUGGAAGCCACUCAACAAGGUGGAGGAACGUCCGCUGGCAAUGUGCGAUGUCAGCUCCGCCCCGCCAGACGAUUUCUUCAAGCUCUACCUUCGCUACCGCGAUCGUGUCGGAGAGAACUAUGUCAUGAGGCACUCGGACCGCCACAAAUGGUGGUACUUCCCUGAGAUCACGCCGGAUAAGGUCAUUCUGUUGAAAACGUACGACAGCGACAAGAACCGCGCGCAGUUCGUGGGCCAUACAGCGUUCGAGGACCCAACGAGCGCAAAGGACGCGAAGAUGAGGGAGAGCGUGGAGAUUAGGACUAUUGCAUUCUUUUGA